AUGGCUGCCCGGGAGCCAUCUAGAUAUCUAUCAAGGGCAUUGCCCCGAGCCUUUGCACCUUCUGCCCGUUCGCAGGCCUUUUUGGGACGGCGCAAUGUCUCCGACGAAGCCCCGGACAGACGUCUUUCGGACUUGGAGACCGCGUCUUCAUUGACGACACCUGUGUCCGAGGAUGCAGCAAAGUCCUUCGACCCUGUUGCGCGAAGCAAAUCUCGCAGAACCCAACUUCCACGGAGUCGAUACCAAUUCCGUUCUCCGAAAUACGAUCGUGGUCCUCUCCACCCUCACCAACCGCCUCCUCCGUCCGAUCCCUCCUCCCGUCUUUUCGUCCCGGGUCCUUUCGCUCUUCCUCGUGCCGAGCAAACCUACAACUCGACCAUCGCAUCUGAUAUUCUCACCCUUUGCUAUGUUCACACCCCUCCAGGCUUUACUCCCCCUCCCAAAGCGCCACGUCUGCGUGAAUGGGACGACAGCUCGCCAUACCACAAGAACCGUCCUCUCCGCGGACCCCGUGGUGGAGACGUCCUGCGGUUGAUCCGCAAGCCGAUCAAGUUCAACAAUAUCCCUAAGAUCGAGCGAAUUACCAUUCACAGUUACGUGAAGGAGGCGGCACAGGAUAACUCCUCGUGGCUGCACGUCGCUGGUAUUGCCGUCCAGGCUAUCUCUAAUGUGCGCGUGGAGACAUUCAAGUCCAAGGCCAGUGUUGCUACCUGGAGCAUUGCUCCAGGCCGUGAUACCGUGGCAGUCAAGGCUGAACUGCAGGGUGAGACUAUGUAUCACUUCUUGGGCAAGCUGGUUGAUGUGGUCCUACCUCGCAUCAAGGAUUGGCAGGGUAUCAAGGGUAGCAGUGGUGACAGCAGCGGAAACAUCACGUUCGGUCUGGAACCGGAGAAUGUGGCCAUGUUCCCCGAAAUUGAAAUCAACUACGAUAUGUACCCUCCCAAGAUGAUUCCUGGUUGUCACAUUACCCUCCACACAACUGCCAAGGCAGACAAGGAUGCCCGACUCCUCCUCAGUGCCAUGGGAAUUCCUUUCUACGGAAAGAUCAUCCAUUGA
Molecule: messenger RNA, 1056 nt
Organism: Penicillium odoratum
Lineage: Eukaryota; Fungi; Ascomycota; Eurotiomycetes; Eurotiales; Aspergillaceae
Product: mitochondrial 54S ribosomal protein uL5m
Exons: 3
Coding region: 1-1056 (351 amino acids)
Biological process (GO): translation
Cellular component (GO): cytosolic large ribosomal subunit; ribosome
Molecular function (GO): structural constituent of ribosome; RNA binding
Source: RefSeq, a predicted model, not a curated record